This is a messenger RNA of Eupeodes corollae, 918 nucleotides long. RefSeq lists its product as uncharacterized. Gene Ontology annotation, biological process: GPI anchor biosynthetic process. The transcript is spliced from 4 exons. The record is from RefSeq and is a predicted model, not a curated record. Bases 104 to 898 code for a protein of 264 amino acids. Gene Ontology annotation, cellular component: endoplasmic reticulum membrane. Lineage: Eukaryota; Metazoa; Arthropoda; Insecta; Diptera; Syrphidae.
CAUGAAGUAUUUUGUGUUUAUUUAUAAAAACCUCAUAUUGAUUGCAAAUUGCAACUGAAUUUAUUUAUUUUAAUUUGUACACUUACAUAAAUUAACAUAAACCAUGAAUUUUAAAUUCCUAACAUUCAUGUUUAACGUACUUUUAUGCUUUUCAAAAAUAAACUGUGAUAUGAUGCCAAUAAUUCGAGUUGAAAUGAACAAUGCCGGUUUCCAUAGAGAUCUACAAUAUACAAUUGAAUUUGACUAUCCUCUAGCGGGAAAAGAUUGUGAAUUAUAUUUAGAACAAAAACUUCCAGCUGCAGUUUAUGUUAAUGUGGAUCAAUUGGAUGAUUUGAAAAGACUUAAAAAGUUGGAUGCAAUUUAUCCAAAAUUUGUUGAUGUUGAACUCCCAACUGAAAAAGCGAAAGAAUACACAGUUUUGCUUCAUGGAGCUCCAAAAAUUACCGAAAAUCUUAAACUUCCAAUACACUUUCGAUAUCAUUCGCCUGGUGAUACAAGUUUCGUAAAUGUAGAAAUAAGUACUCCGGAAGUGUUUAUGCGAUGUCCAGGCGAUGACCUCACGAACUAUGACGAACUUCUGGAAGAUCCAAACAACGAUUAUUGUCUAACUAAUGACAAGUUCAUCCUUCCUCAAGACACGACGGCGGCGUCGGCAUCAGCCGUAACAGAUUCAAGUGACUGUGAUUGGAAACUUUUAAAAAAGACAACACGUUUAAAAGCCCCCCUCAUCGCUAAAAUCCCAAUUGGAGAUGCCAAAUCCUUUCAAACAGUUUUAUAUGCGACAAUCUUAAUAAGUUGGAUUGCUUCAAUUUGGUUUGUAUACGAAUCGCAAUCAAUAUCAAGAAAAAUAAAUUAUAAAUUAGAAAAUCAAAGAAUUCUAGAUAAGAAAUACAAUUGAUGUUAGUUUUCGUGAUAAAA